This is a messenger RNA of Octopus sinensis (East Asian common octopus), 432 nucleotides long. RefSeq lists its product as uncharacterized. NCBI's taxonomy places the organism in Eukaryota, Metazoa, Mollusca, Cephalopoda, Octopoda, Octopodidae. Gene Ontology annotation, biological process: DNA transposition; DNA integration. The record is from RefSeq and is a predicted model, not a curated record. The coding region runs from base 1 to 432 and encodes 143 amino acids. The transcript has a single exon. Gene Ontology annotation, molecular function: DNA binding.
AUGCCUAAAACAAGGGUUUUGAGUGAGUGUGAGCGAGGUCAAAUCGUAGCUCAUCAUGAAGAUGGAAUGUCUCAAAGACAAAUUGCUCAGAAGAUGAAAUGUUCUCGAUGUGCGGUGCAAACGACUCUCAAGCGCUUUAGAGAAACAAAAGAUGUAAAGACAAUACAAAGAACGGGUAGAAAAAAGGUUACAUCACCUCGUGAUGACAGAUCAAUCAUCCGUCAGUCGCUCAGAAACAAGAGAAAAACAUCGUUGGAGCUUUUUUCGGACUUCAACGAGGCAAGUACUUCACAAAUAUCAAGAACUCUUAGAAGAAAGCUUGUAGAGUACGGUCUGAAAGGUUGUAAAGCCAGCAAGAAGCCAUGGGUUUCUAAAUCGAAUAUGGAAAAACGUCUUCAGUGGGCCAAAAAACCACUCAAAUUGGACCAGUGA